This is a messenger RNA of Panicum virgatum (switchgrass), 1041 nucleotides long. RefSeq names its product late embryogenesis abundant protein 14-like. The record is from RefSeq and is a predicted model, not a curated record. The transcript is spliced from 3 exons. NCBI's taxonomy places the organism in Eukaryota, Viridiplantae, Streptophyta, Magnoliopsida, Poales, Poaceae. Bases 128 to 769 code for a protein of 213 amino acids.
AGCUAACAAAACCCUUCUUUCUAGUGCCAACCCAGUCUCGAAACGUUCUUCGAGCUUAGCAAGACGAUCUUACAGUUCCAUUCGAUCCACAAGUCUAGCUUAUAGCUUUUGGCCCAGCGAGUUCGCGAUGGCUUCUCGUCAGGAGCAGGCUAGCUACCACGCCGGCGAGACCAAGGCCCGUGCCGAGGAGAAGGCGGGGCAGGCGAUGGGCGCGGCGCAGGAGAAAGGGCGGGAGGCCAAGUCCAAGGCUUCCGGCGCCGCGGAGGCCACCAGGGCCAAGGCGCGCGAGGCCGCGGACCGCACCAUGGGUUUGGGUGUGGGCCGCGACGCCACGGAGGCCACCAGGGACAAGGCCUACCAGGCCAAGGACGCGGCCUCCGACGCCGCGGGCCGCGCCGCGGACAAGGGCCGCGGCGCCGCGGAGGCCGCCAGGGACAAGGCCUGCGAGGCCAAGGACAAGGCGUCCGGCGGCGCGCAGCAGGCCGGGGGCUACAUCUCGCAGACGGCCGAGGCCGCCAAGCAGAAGGCGGCCGGCGCCGCGCAGUACGCCGUGGUGGCCGGCAAGGACAAGACCGGCGCCCUCCUGCAGCAGGCAGGGGAGACGGUGAUGAACACGGCGGCGGGGGCCAAGGACAAGGUGGUGAGCACCGCCGUCGGGGCCAAGGACGCCGUGAUGAACUCGCUCGGGAUGGCCGGAGAGAACGACGACGGCACCACCACCAAUUCCGGCAAGGACACCAGUACCUACAAGCCUGGCAGGGACUACUAAUCCAAGGAUGGAGAUGCUCCUGUGCUGCUGCCAAACUGUUAUCUUGUUUAGGUUCACAGUUUCAGAGGUUCAGUUACGUAUCUACGUGUGCGUUUCACUUUGCUUUGAUUCCAACCUGUGUUUGCCUCACUGGUUAUGUGGAGGUUUGUAACUUUUUUUCUUUAAUUAGAACAGAGGUGACGUAGGGGACAUUGUCCAACCGGACGCCUCUUUGGCCUCUUGUGUUUUCGUUUCUUGAUCUAAUAAAAGUUGCAAAGCAGGUGUUUUGUUUC